Molossus molossus (Pallas's mastiff bat) is the source of this 447-nucleotide messenger RNA. RefSeq names its product Purkinje cell protein 2 (gene PCP2). The transcript has 4 exons. The coding region runs from base 54 to 407 and encodes 117 amino acids. Lineage: Eukaryota; Metazoa; Chordata; Mammalia; Chiroptera; Molossidae. The record is from RefSeq and is a predicted model, not a curated record. Gene Ontology annotation, molecular function: protein binding; guanyl-nucleotide exchange factor activity.
AGAGUCUUGUCUCACUCACAGCAGCUCUGCAGAGCAGUGCAUCGACGAGGACCAUGGCAGGCUGUCCAGACCAAGAGGACUUCUUCAACCUGCUGAGCCAUGUGCAGGGUGACCGAAUGGAGGAGCAGCGCUGCUCACUGCAGGCAGGGCCAGGCACCACCUCCAAGAGCCAGAGUGACCCUAUGGACAGUCUCAUAGACAUGCUGGCCAGCACCCAGGGUCACCGCAUGGAUGACCAGCGUGUAACAGUUAGCGUCCUGCCUGGCUUCCAGUCUGUGGGCCCCAAGUAUGAAGUUAAGAAACGAGCUGGGACCCUCAGCCCCCAACCCCUCCUCACCCCUCAGGACCUGUCUGCUCUCAGCUUCCAUCAGAACAGCAGUCCCCAGCCCCAGACACAAGCCCCAUGAACCAUCUUGUGCCCCACUUGUGCCUCCCAAAAGUAGACAA